GAAGGCCCCUUUGUUGGGGUGGCGGCCGGGCGCUGCUCUCUGCGGCCGGUGGCGAUGCCGCUGUACGAGGGCCUGGGGAGCGGCGGGGAGAAGACGGCGGUGGUGAUAGACCUGGGAGAAUCUUUCACCAAAUGUGGUUUUGCAGGAGAAACAGGACCAAGAUGCAUUAUUCCUAGUGAAAUAAAGAAACCUGACAUUCCUAAGCCUAUCAAAGUCGUUCAGUAUAAUAUUAAUACAGAAGAGUUGUAUUCAUAUCUGAAGGAAUUUAUUCACAUGCUGUAUUUCAGACAUCUGCUGGUGAAUCCCAGAGAUCGCCGCGUUGUAAUAGUGGAAUCUGUGCUAUGCCCCUCACACUUCAGAGAGACACUCACUAGAGUUCUUUUCAAGUAUUUUGAGGUUCCUUCCGUGUUGUUUGCCCCAAGUCACUUGAUGUCUCUUCUGACGCUUGGGAUUAAUUCUGCUAUGGUUUUAGACUGUGGAUACGCAGAAAGUCUUGUGCUGCCUGUAUAUGAGGGAAUCCCAGUUUUGAGUUGCUGGGGUGCCCUUCCCCUCGGAGGAAAAGCAAUUCACAAGGAGCUGGAGAAUCAGUUGUUGGAGCAAUGCACUGUUGACACAGGAGUAGCUAAAGGACAAAGACUCUCAUCAGUGAUGGGCUCAGUUCCAGAAGACAUUGUAGAGGAUAUAAAAGUCCGUACUUGUUUUGUGAGUGAUCUCCAGCGUGGGCUGAAAAUCCAGGCAGCAAAGUUUAACAUGGAUGGCAGUGCUGAGCGUCCUUCACCACCUCCAGAUGUAGAGUACCCUCUAGAUGGAGAGAAGAUUCUGCAUGUAGUUGGAUCAAUCAGAGACUCAGUUGUUGAAAUAGUGUUUGAGCAGGAUAAUGAAGAGAAAUCAGUUGCCACUUUAAUACUGGAUGCACUUAUUCAGUGCCCAAUAGACACCAGGAAGCAGCUGGCUGAGAAUUUAGUAGUUAUUGGUGGCACUGCUAUGUUGCCAGGAUUCCUACACAGAUUAAUGGCUGAAAUUAGGUACCUGGUUGAUAAACCAAAAUACAAAGAAGCACUUGCCACUAAGACCUUCAGAAUUCACACUCCACCUGCCAAACCCAACUGUGUGGCUUGGCUGGGAGGAGCCAUUUUUGGAGCUCUUCAGGACAUACUUGGAAGCCGUUCAGUGUCCAAGGAAUAUUACAGUCAGACAGGCCGUAUACCUGACUGGUGCUGUCUCAAUAACCCUCCUUUGGAAAUGAUGUUUGAUGUUGGCAAAGCCCCACCACCAUUAAUGAAGAGGGCUUUUUCCACUGAGAAAUAAGCAUCUGAAUUCAACACAGCUGCACAAGGGUUCCUUUCAUGUAUUUCAAGCAGACCUGUACAAGUUGCUUCUUCUGCAGUAAGGGAAUCAGGUGUAACACUGUUUAAAAUUAAUUAUAUAGGUGUGGCUUGGGAGCAUCUUGUUAGCUGGAACUAUAUUGAAGUUGGAUACAAUUCUACAUUUAGAUUUAAAAAAACCCAAAACACUGGUUUUGACAACGGUGAUGUACUUGUGGGUUUUUGUUUUUUUUUUUCUUUUCUCUCUAUGGAAAUAUUGUAACUGGCACAAGUUGUUAACUACUAAGUUGUUUGCUC
Molecule: messenger RNA, 1622 nt
Organism: Dermochelys coriacea (leatherback sea turtle)
Lineage: Eukaryota; Metazoa; Chordata; Testudines; Dermochelyidae
Gene: ACTR10
Product: actin related protein 10
Exons: 13
Coding region: 55-1308 (417 amino acids)
Biological process (GO): retrograde axonal transport of mitochondrion
Source: RefSeq, a predicted model, not a curated record